AUGAACUGCACUUAUAAAUACCCUACUGGAUAUCAGAUCAUGAAAGUGUUCUGGACCAAAAACCCUGUACAGGGUAAAGAGCCUCCAGAUCUGUCUAAGGACCCUGAAUACAGUCAGAGGCUUCAGUAUCUGGGAGAUGAACAGCAGAACUGCACCAUCAGACUGAGUCAUGUGACACAGAAAGAUGAACACAUGCUCCUGCUGCAGUCAGUCAGAAGAGAGGAUGCAGGCAGAUACAGCUGUGCUCUACAUGAACACACUUACAUCUCUCCUGCUGUUCAUCUCAAUGUCAUGUAUCCUCCAAAGGAAUCUUUUGUAGCAGUGAAUCCAUCUGGUGAAAUAGUGGAGGGAGAUUCAGUGACUCUGAGCUGCAGCAGUGAUUCAAACCCACCUGCAGAAAUCAGCUGGUUUAAAAGAGGAAAGUUUGUAGGAUCUGGAAGAAUCUACAGCAUCUCAAAGAUCAGCUCUGAUCACAGUGGAGAAUACAAGUGCAAGUCCAUCAAUAAACGCGGAGAGAAAUACUCUGAUGCUGUGACUUUAAAUGUCAUGUAUCAUCCAAAGAGCGUCUCAGUGUUCAUAAAUGGAUCUCCUGAAAUAGUGGAAGGAGAUUCAGUGACUCUGAUCUGCAGCAGUGAUUCAAACCCACCUGCAGAAAUCAGCUGGUUUAAAGAAGGAACAUUUGUAGGAUCUGGAAGAAUCUACAGCAUCUCAAACAUCAGUUCUGAUUACAGUGGAGAAUACAAGUGCAAGUCCAGAAAUAAACAUGGAGAGAAAGACUCUGAUGCUGUGACUUUAAACGUCAUGUACCCUCCAAAAACAAUUUCAGUGUCCAUAAAUGGAUCUGGUGAAAUAAUGGAGGGAGAUUCAGUGACUCUGAUCUGCAGCAGUGAUUCAAACCCGCUGUUGCUGUCACUGUACAUGGUGUGUAUCACUGAGUCAUUCUGCGACUGGACAAAUAUUUAUCUGCUACUGAUGAGCUAG
Molecule: messenger RNA, 981 nt
Organism: Sinocyclocheilus rhinocerous
Lineage: Eukaryota; Metazoa; Chordata; Actinopteri; Cypriniformes; Cyprinidae
Product: myelin-associated glycoprotein-like
Exons: 5
Coding region: 1-981 (326 amino acids)
Source: RefSeq, a predicted model, not a curated record